This is a messenger RNA of Ostertagia ostertagi, 183 nucleotides long. Lineage: Eukaryota; Metazoa; Nematoda; Chromadorea; Rhabditida; Trichostrongylidae. The record is from the annotation of a GenBank genome assembly.
AUGUUCUACUCACAUACACAAGCCAGGUCGAAAAUGCCGAAAAAGCGUCGAGGUGUACUGUCAGUCGACCAAGUUAAACAGCAACCACAUCGAGCAAAUGGACCACGACGGCAUGGCGGAGAAAACACCCCACUCGUCCAACAAGCCAAUAAUCAUAUUUCACCGCCACACACGGUCAUCUAG